Messenger RNA from Catharus ustulatus (Swainson's thrush), 2104 nucleotides. It is a transcript of the gene GORASP2, whose product is annotated as golgi reassembly stacking protein 2. The record is from RefSeq and is a predicted model, not a curated record. Gene Ontology annotation, molecular function: protein binding. Gene Ontology annotation, biological process: Golgi organization. Bases 62 to 1387 code for a protein of 441 amino acids. NCBI's taxonomy places the organism in Eukaryota, Metazoa, Chordata, Aves, Passeriformes, Turdidae. The transcript is spliced from 10 exons. Gene Ontology annotation, cellular component: Golgi apparatus.
GCCUGGCGCCGGGCGGGGGCAGCGCGCGGUGCCACGUCCCCGUCGCGGCGCGUUUGCGGCCAUGGGCGCCUCGCAGAGCAUCGACAUCCCCGGCGGCGGCACCGAGGGCUACCAUGUCCUGCGGGUACAAGAAAACUCACCGGGGCAUAGAGCUGGAUUGGAGCCAUUCUUUGAUUUUAUUGUGUCCAUUAAUGGUUCAAGAUUGAAUAAAGACAAUGACACUCUCAAGGACCUGCUGAAAGCAAAUGUUGAAAAACCUGUAAAAAUGCUUGUGUACAGUAGCAAAACACUGGAAUUGAGAGAAACAUCAGUAACCCCCAGCAACAUGUGGGGUGGGCAAGGCCUCCUGGGAGUGAGCAUCCGCUUCUGCAGCUUUGAUGGGGCCAAUGAAAAUGUCUGGCACGUCUUGGAAGUGGAGCCAAAUUCUCCUGCUGCAUUAGCUGGACUUAGACCUCACAGUGACUAUAUAAUUGGAGCAGAUACUGUCAUGAAUGAGUCUGAAGAUCUUUUUUCCCUUAUUGAAACGCAUGAAGCAAAGCCAUUAAAACUUUAUGUGUACAACACAGACACAGAUAAUUGUCGGGAAGUGGUGAUUACUCCAAAUUCUGCCUGGGGUGGAGAAGGCAGCCUAGGAUGUGGCAUUGGUUAUGGAUAUUUGCAUAGGAUACCUACUCGUCCGUUUGAAGAGGGAAAGAAAAUUUCUCUCCCAGGACAGUUGCCUAGUGCAUCUCUCAGUCCCCUAAAAGAUGGUUUCACAGAGGUUCAGCUGUCUUCAGUUAAUCCCUCAGCCACCCUCCCUCCUGGGUCAGCAGGCCUUGAGCAGAGUCUUUCAGGACUUUCUAUUAGCUCACCUUCAACUACUGUCACUAAUGUUCUCAACACAGGUGUUCCAACAGUUCCAUUGUUACCACCACAAGUCAGUCAGUCCCUUACCUCUGUGCCACCAGUUAACCCAGCAACUACAUUACCAGGUCUGAUGCCAUUACCAGCAGGGCUUCCUAACCUGACUGAUCUGUCCAAACUUAAUUUACCUGCACCACAGAUUGUUCCAGAAAUCAUACAACCUGGUUUGCAACCCCUUCCCCCCUUGCCGCCUCUGCAUCUGAUGGGAAUAACGCCUCUGUCAAUGCCGCCCAAGUGUGUUCCUAUGCUUCCUUUGGUCACAGAGGCAUCUACAGUGCCUACAGAUUUGCUUCCCUCUAUUACCCAGGCUGGAAGCUUUUCCAUCAACCCUGGCACUACUGAAAAUGUAGAGGAGACCUCUGUACUCACCUUGGAUAGUGCAACUCCAACUUCCAGGGCAACUGUUGUUGACAGAUCAAAUGAAUCCUCCACAGCUAAUGAGAAAACAACUGGAAUCACAGAUACACAAGCUUCUGAAUCAUAACUCCAGAUCACUCUGUUGGAUUGGCUUGGUAUUUAUUUAGCCAUGGGAUACAUAUUUGAAAAGCAAGCUAUCAUUAAUUUCAUACUAGUUUGUACUUAAUCUUUAGAAGUCCUGUAAAUAAUAUGGAGGUAUAAUAAAAAUAAAAGGGGAUUUAUAAAGUGUUGGGGGGAGGAAGAACUUGUAUGUUACCAAAAAAAAGUCCAGGUGGUAAAUAGAGUUCCACUGCCAAACUCUGAGGUAUGUUUUUAAUAUAGGCUGACAGCCUUACCCUGCUAGGCUUGUCCUUGCUCAUAAUUAGCAAUUUUUGCUUCUGAUAGAAAUGAAGCGGGUCUUGCGUGUGACAUUUACGUACCAUAGUUCUUGUUCUUUGCAAGUAUCUUGUUUCUACAGUGGGGAUGAGAAUGUUUAGUCUGAGUUGUGAAUUUUAACGCUGCAAAACUUCCACCUAAAGAUAUUUCUGUUAAAAUUGCUGAGUGACCUGUUAACUGACAUGUUGUUAUUCAGCUUGUAUACAAAUCUUUGUCUUUAAGCUCUGGAGAGAUGCUCAAGCCAUGUUUUGUGACCACUGCUGCGUUGUUUCAUACGCCCACUGUAAAAUGGCAUUGGGAAGGAAAUACAUGGAAUGUUAAAUGUAGCACACAAUUUGGCACUUCAUGACUACUGUAAGAAGAAUUAAUGGAUUAAGCAUACAUAUAGCAAUAAAUUCCUGGAAUUUUA